AUGGACGCUGGCCCGUGGGCUGGGCUGGGGGAGAAACGGUGGGCUGUAGCCAAGCUGCGGGUGGGCUGCCUGGGCUCCAGGGUGAGUAGGUGUGUCCCCGAGGUGGCCCCCGUCAGAGGAGGGGACUUGGGACUCUUCACAGACCCUGGCCCACAGCCCAAGGUAGCAAGAUCUUGCAGAGAAGUGGGAGCAGCUGGCACUGCCCACAGCUCUUCCCACCUGCCCCCUCCCACAGAGAGCCCUGCAGCAGGCCCACGGGGCACCUACGGGCAGCAGCUUGGAGCCAGACCCCCUGCGUGCAGGCAGGGAGGAAGAGCUGCUGGAGUAAACCCUCGCCUCAGCAGGAGGGAGCUCAGCCCCCAGGACUGGGAUCAGCUGGGGAGGCAGCUCCGGACCGGCGUGCCCCCCAACGCCCCCCACCCUGGAGGACACCAGGUGGGGAGCAGCAGCGGUAGGAGGGAAAUGAGGAAAAGAGCGACCGAGAAGGCAGACACCUGGCUUUGCAAGCCCCCAGCCCUCGCGGGCGGCCUGCCAGCCUCUACUUCCCCAGAAUGAAGCGCGGGGCUCCUGAGGCGGGAGGCCAGGCUGGGGCUGCAGAGUGCAGCGGGGCCUCUGCUCACAGGCUCCCUUCCUCCCACUCCCGAGGCUGCUCUGAGGGGACCGAGGAGGCCCAGCAAGAGGGGCUCAGGGGUGCCCCAGGAACGGAGGGACAGUCCUGGGCCCCACUCUGAGAGAGGCGGGGCUGCUCAAACAUUCUCUAAUCUUCGAAAUAAUGCAGAGUCUGGCUCUGUCAGCGUCUGCAUUUUCAAAACGAGGAAACACAGAAAGAGGUUAAUGCAUCUGUGCUGCAUCACCUAGCACACCCCGGGCAAAGAGGGGGCUCCAGAACCCACUCUCCUAACCACCAUGGAUGGCACAGGCCCCAAGAAUUCUCCGGGAGAGGCUGCCAGGUGGGAGGAGACAGUCACGGGCCGGCUGCCUGCCUCGGACCCUGGGGAGCUCCACUGUUCAUCCUUGGCUGGGGGUGCAGGCUGGGGGUAGUUGU
Messenger RNA from Talpa occidentalis (Iberian mole), 1045 nucleotides. RefSeq lists its product as uncharacterized. The transcript has 4 exons. The record is from RefSeq and is a predicted model, not a curated record. The coding region runs from base 1 to 555 and encodes 184 amino acids. Lineage: Eukaryota; Metazoa; Chordata; Mammalia; Eulipotyphla; Talpidae.